This is a messenger RNA of Dichomitus squalens LYAD-421 SS1, 1104 nucleotides long. RefSeq lists its product as uncharacterized. The transcript is spliced from 2 exons. The coding region runs from base 1 to 1104 and encodes 367 amino acids. The record is from RefSeq and is a predicted model, not a curated record. NCBI's taxonomy places the organism in Eukaryota, Fungi, Basidiomycota, Agaricomycetes, Polyporales, Polyporaceae.
AUGGAAGGGCUGGCGAGGACGGAGCUGAGGAAGCAGGAAGAAGCGUUGAAGGAGCAAGAGGCCGUAGUCCUGGCACAACGCGAGCAGAUUCUCAGCCUCCAAUCUCAAGCCGGCGAUGCGCACACCGUAUCCCAGAGUCCUUUGUCUAACGCCUUCGAAGUCUUGCGAGCACCGGAAGAUGCAUCCUCGCGGCACGCGGAGUUCGUGGACGUCGGAUCGACGAUUGCCUCUUACGAUGACGUCGUCCUCAGCAUGGUCCGGACUUUGAACUUCGAAAUCUCCGAGGUCGCCUCCCAGGUCACGAACGCCUUCCGUGUCACGGACACGCCUGACCACGACAACGUCAACCUAGCAUUCGAACGCGCCCGUGAAGCCGUAGGGCCUGUCAUGGCCGAGCUCCUCGAGUCGAUACAACAUCAAGACGAUCCGAUCAUCGUCGACAUCGCGCUCAAGGCCGACAUGGUCGGAUUCGCGGCAGAGGUUGCAUCUGCCUGGGACUUCCAGCACCAGAGCCGGUCCGUCUUCACGGGGCUCUACAAGCAGAUGCGUCGUUCGGAGUCGCAAUCGGUGUGCGGCCAAUGGCGUUCUCGCGCGCGCAAGUAUUCCAAGCAGCGCCUCUACAACAGCCGCGAUCUCGUCCCGGGCUUUUCGCACCAGCUCGCGGAGCGGAUCGCGGAUCUGCUCACCGUCGCCGGCGGGUCCUCCGCCGCAGAAGACAUCCACGCUGCAUACGCGCCGCAUCUCGAAACGAUCAUCCGCACCGCGCUCGACCUCCAACGCAUCACCGGCGAGGAGGUCGUUGCGUGCGAUUACGAGGUCCUCACGGCACGCUUCGACGAAAUCUUUGACAGCGAGCAGAUGGAGGACAUCUACAACGGGGAGAUCGCCGCGACCGGUCCACCCGGGACCGUCCCUCGUGUGCUCUCCACCGCGGACCUCGGCCUGCGGCGCUCGCAGAAGGUUGCCGAUGCUGUCGACGAUGAUGAUGGAGUCACAACGACGAUGCUGCUGAAGCCGAAGGUCGUGCUCGAUACUGUUGUGUACGAGCUAGGACUUGUCGACGAAGAGGACGCUAGCCCGUCGACGGCAGAGCCGUCUGCUUGA